AUGGCAGUUGCAGAAAGAGUGUCUGCAGAAAGAGGAGAGCCACUUGGGGAAACGGUUGGUUAUAAAGUUCGAUUAGAGGGUAUGAAAGGGAAAAAUACCCAUUUGCUCUUCUGUACCAGUGGUAUUUUACUCCGGCGGCUGCUGAGUGACCGGAACUUGAAUGGUAUAACUCAUGUUUUUGUUGAUGAAAUACAUGAGCGAGGAAUGAAUGAAGAUUUCCUACUUAUUGUGUUGAAGGAUCUUCUUCCACGUCGUCGAGAUUUGAGAUUAAUUUUAAUGAGUGCUACUUUGAAUGCUGAGCUUUUCUCCAAUUAUUUUAGCGGGGCACCUAAAAUUCACAUUCCGGGUUUUACGUAUCCAGUCCAGGCACAUUUCCUGGAAGAUGUGUUGGAACUUACUGGAUAUAAGUUAACUUCUUUCAAUCAAAUUGAUGAUUAUGGCCAAGAGAAAAUGUGGAAAAUGCAGAGGCAACUUGCUCCACGGAAAAGGAAAAACCAGAUUACUGCUCUUGUAGAGGAUUGUUGA
Hibiscus syriacus is the source of this 525-nucleotide messenger RNA. Its product is annotated as DExH-box ATP-dependent RNA helicase DExH3-like. Gene Ontology annotation, cellular component: nucleus; intracellular anatomical structure. The transcript is spliced from 5 exons. Lineage: Eukaryota; Viridiplantae; Streptophyta; Magnoliopsida; Malvales; Malvaceae. The coding region runs from base 1 to 525 and encodes 174 amino acids. The record is from RefSeq and is a predicted model, not a curated record. Gene Ontology annotation, molecular function: RNA binding.